Messenger RNA from Tripterygium wilfordii, 634 nucleotides. Its product is annotated as class I heat shock protein-like. The transcript has a single exon. Gene Ontology annotation, biological process: protein complex oligomerization; response to hydrogen peroxide; response to heat. The coding region runs from base 39 to 458 and encodes 139 amino acids. NCBI's taxonomy places the organism in Eukaryota, Viridiplantae, Streptophyta, Magnoliopsida, Celastrales, Celastraceae. The record is from RefSeq and is a predicted model, not a curated record.
CUUGAGCUCACCAACACAAGGCCUUCUCAAAUCAAAAAAUGUCUAGCAUUUUAAAAGUAUUUGGUGGUGAUGAUGAAACUAUUCUUGACCCCUUCCUUUCAUUGAUGAAUAAAUGUCCAGUCCUCAACACCCCAACAGAUUGGAAAGAGACCCCGGAAGCACACGUCUUCACGGCCGAUCUUCCGGGGCUCAAGAAGGAGGAGGUGAAGGUGGAAAUUGAUGAGGGUAAUGUGCUUAAAGUAAGUGGGGAGAGGGCUCCCGAAAAAGGUGAUAAAAAUGACAGGUGGCGCCACGUUGAACGCUUCCGUGGCAAGUUCCUUAGGAGGUUUAAGCUACCAGAUAAUGCAAAGACUGAUGAAGUCAAAGCUUCCAUGGAGAAUGGGGUGCUCAAGGUGAUUAUCCGUAAACAAGAGGUGAAGAAACCAGAAAAGAAGGUCAUUCAGAUUGAAGACAAAUAGAAAUUGCUGACACUAAAAUUGAGGUAUCGCCAUAAUUAUGAGAUUGUGGAAAUAAUUGGGUUGUAUAUUUGGUCAUGGUGUGCUUGUGUGUUGAAGCUUUCAGAUGUCAUGCAUAUUACUACUAUGUAUUAUUAUGAUCAAUGAUAAAUAAAACUCUUUAAGUUUGAUGUUUCUUA